Molecule: messenger RNA, 5158 nt
Organism: Colossoma macropomum (tambaqui)
Lineage: Eukaryota; Metazoa; Chordata; Actinopteri; Characiformes; Serrasalmidae
Product: HMG box transcription factor BBX
Exons: 17
Coding region: 522-3299 (925 amino acids)
Biological process (GO): regulation of transcription by RNA polymerase II
Cellular component (GO): nucleus
Molecular function (GO): RNA polymerase II transcription regulatory region sequence-specific DNA binding; DNA-binding transcription factor activity, RNA polymerase II-specific
Source: RefSeq, a predicted model, not a curated record
GUGGCUAGGCCAGUCAGUGCAGAGCCAUGAACAUCCACUCCGUGCUCUCUGCACUCAAGGCUUCCCGAGAGCAGUUAGUGGGAGCGCUUCAUGAACACACUGAGAGGGGGAGGGCUGUGAAAAAAAAAAAAACAAGCCGAGAAAAUUGUGCGAGUGAAUCGAAAGUAGUGCUGUGGAGAAUCAUUUGGCCGCACAGGGGCUUGUUUUGAACAGAUACGGCCAAUUUCUUUCUACUUUUUGUCGACUUGGUGCUGCGCUGCUGCUAGCACGGCGGCGGCCAUCCGGUGAAAACACAGCCGAGUGCCUGAGGAGGGCUGGUGUGUCGGUGUGGGCUGCUGUACUGAGAACUGCUCAGAUGUGUCAGUAAGUUUAAGGUGGACGGAGGCUGGAAUGAGAAGGCCUUGGCGUUUCGACUCGGUUUCAUGGGGUCAUCACCAUCGCAUGAAACAGCCUGACUGACAGAUCCAUCUUCAUCUCUCAAACACAGCAUUUCCAUAUUCUGUGAUCAGGUCAUCAGCAUCAUGAAGGGCGGAGGAGGGGGGAAGGAGCCUCCAGUAGAGGGCGAGGUGAGCGGGAAACAACGGCCCAAACGUAAGUGCCUGCAGUGGCACCCGCUGCUGUCAAAGAAGAAGGCUCUGGACUUCUCUGAGGAAGAGGAGGAGGAGGAUGAAGAAGACCUGGAGAAGGAGCCGGUGGUGUGUGCAGAGCGCGGUAGUCAGGAGCCUGAAUGUGGGGCGAUGGAGGAUGAAGGUGAGGAAGACUCCUCCGAGCAGAGAGCACGUCGGCCCAUGAAUGCCUUCCUGCUCUUCUGUAAACGGCAUCGCUCACUAGUUCGCCAGGAACAUCCGCGGCUGGACAACCGUGGAGCCACCAAGAUCCUGGCUGAUUGGUGGGCUGUGCUGGAGCCCAGCGAGAAGCAGAAGUACACAGACAUGGCCAAGGAGUAUAAAGAUGCCUUCAUGAAGGCGAACCCGGGCUAUAAGUGGUGCCCUGCCACCAGUAAACCAGUGAAGAGUCCCACUCACGCUGUGAGUAACGUUCGAAAAAAGGCCUGGUCUCUCUCCUCCAACCCCACCAAGGAUGCUGCUGUUGCCAAAAAAGUGCCCAAAGCUGACAGCACACCACAGCUUAAUUUUGCCAUGGCAGAUCCGACUAAGAUGGGUGGUCUGAGCAUGCUGCUGCUAGCUGGAGAGCACGCCCUGACUGCCAGAGAGAUUUCCUCUAGCACUUCACAGACUGGGGUCGCAGAUGUCGCUAAGCAUUCUGGAAAAUCUGCCCUUUACCAGUUGGCUGAGAUUUCCUCCUGCCCACACCAUCCUGCUGAGGGACUUAAAAGCUCAGAAAGUAAGAGCCCAGCAGCCCCCCAGACGGAGGCAUGUGGCCCGUCUCAGCCCAACUCGCCCGAUCUUCCUAGCAGCUGUGUGCGGUCUCCCCUCUUCCAGCUGGCCGAGAUCUCCUCUAGUGGUUCUCAGUCCUCGGUUUCUGAGGGGAAGCAGUGUGGCCAGUCUGCUCUUUUCCAGCUCGCUGAGAUGUGUUUGGCCUCUGAGGCAGAGAAACUGGAGGCUCUCUCUUCUCAGCCUGCUGUGGACUCGUCCUCCCUCUGUGCUCAGCACAGCACUGCUGAUGCAGCCCCCAACAACCCUGACCUGCCUCUUCCCACCCCGUCUUCAUCCUCCUCCUCCUCCUCCUCCUCUUCCACCCCUACUGACUGCAGUGCCCCCACGCUCGACCAGCCCGCAAAGAAGAAAAAAAAGAAGAAGCCGAAGGAAGGCAAGGACACGGAAAAGCCCGAGAAGAGCCCCGGCUCACCCAAAAAGACCUGCAAGAAACGCCCAUCAUCCAGCUCAGACCUAGAGAGCUUAAUGUACACCAUCGAGGCGGUGGCUAAAGGGGCCUUUGGCUCGGAGGAGACGGCCAAGAAACGACCUCGACCCUCAGACAGCGAGGACGGCGCCAGCCCCACAGACCAGCCUCCAGCAACCAAGAAGAAGAUCAAACCCAAAGUAAAGAAACAGCUCAGGGCCAAGGAGGAGGCGAUUGAGCAGGAGGAGCAGGGCAGCGGAGAGGACUGCAAGCCGCCACAGACGGAAGGAGAAGCAGCUCCACUUUGUGAGACGGAGGUGAAAACUGAGUGCAAGAAGGAGAUGGAGGUGAAGGUGGAGCUCCCUAACUGCAUGGAGGUCUCAGCUCAGCACAGCACCCCACCACAGCCAAUCAGUGCUGAAGAGACAAGUCCCUCGAAGCAAGUGACAGCAGGCGAGGAGGAUGCCCCACAGCCACCCAGAGGAGAGGAUAAAGAACCAGAAACCAAGCCAGCAAAGCCAGAAGAGAGGGACAGCGACCCCAAACCUGAAGUGUGCGGAUCCAGGAAGUCGGAGCGCAGCUGUAAGGGAGCUCUGUAUAAGACGCUGGUCUCUGAGGGGAUGCUGACAUCACUGCGGGCCAAUGUGGACAGAGGAAAGAGAGGUUCGGUACGGGGUGCUGUGUCUGAGCAUGAAACAGGAUGGACUGAAGAAAGCUGUAGUUUUACUCAGCCAGCCGCCAGCAACCCCAAAAAGCUGAAGAAGUCUAAAUCUAAAGAUGACACGGUGCCAGGCAGUCUAGGAAAGCUGGAGGAGGAGUUUGAGAAAAAGUUUAACAGCCUGCCUCAGUACAGUCCCCUAACGUUCGACAAAAAAAGCACUGCGGUCACAAAAAGGAAGAAAGCCAACUCAGCCAGCCUUCCUGAAAGUCCUACGCCAAGCAAGGGUCCAUCUCCAUCUCAGAAAAAGACUUUAUUCCACAAGAUUGUUAGCAAGUACAAGCACAAAAAGGACAAGCCGGGUACCUCGGACAAAGCCAUAGCUCAGCCUGAACAGGUGGCCGUCGAGGCGGGUCACACAGCGAAGCUGGACGCUGCUUGUGCAUCUCUCUCUCCCGAAGCCCGCAAGGCAGGUGAUGUACCUGUGGGCAGCCAGAAGAGAAAAGCCAGGAAGAGUAAGAUCACUCACCUGGUGCGCACGGCCGACGGACGACUGUCACCCGCAGAGGCGGAUAAAGCCAAGGAGCUGACCCAGGAUCAGGAUGAAAAGCCAUUAACUCAAGAGACUUUAUGCAACAAGGAGAGCUGCUACACUGACCCCAGACCAGCAGAGGCAGACGGGGCGGAAGCGUCGGGCAGCCUGCCGGCCUUCUUCAGCCUAGCAGCCCUCGCCGAGGUCGCAGCCAUGGAGAACGUGCAUAGAGGCCAGCGUGGCGAAGGCCAGGUGAAGGACAUGGCUCCUCAGACGGCUGUGCUGAUCUCCUGCGCAGACCAAUGAAGAAGGCUCAGCCUGGUCUGGACCAGCUCUGGUCUGGGAUGGUCUGGAAGUGGACUUACUGGGGCAUAUCUCUAACUCUUGAGCUUUGUUCUGGGGAUUGAGAGAGAGAGAGAGAGAGAGAGAGAGAGAGAAAGGAAGAAAGGGAGAGCGACACCAGUGAGCGGGUUACUCAGAGGUGACCAGGAAGAGGAAGAAGAAGAAGAGGAAUACGCUUUUCUCUAACGGAAGAUUAUUCCACAUGCAAGCAGAGCCGUGGAGGGGGCAGGCUGGCGCCAAGCCCCAGACAAGCCAGGCAUGCUUCCUCCACUUGUUUCCAGAAGUGCGCACACACCAUCUCGAAGGACCUGGCUACACUUUGCAAAGCCAAGCUGUGCGAACUGAAAAAGGAUCCAGGAGAAAAACGGCUCUCUCUACUACACGUCUUUUUUCUGAUUGGCUCGACUUUUCUGCGUAAAAAAUACUCUCUCACUGUCUCUGUCUCUCUCUUUGUCUCUCUCUCUCUCUCUCUUUUUCUCUCUCUCUGUCUUUCUCUCUCUCCGUUAGAGGAAAAUCUUGUGGCUUCCUGUUCUCCUUCCUGCCCGGAACCAAGCGCGCACACACAGUGUGUGUUUACGUGUGUGUGUCUAUCUAAUAUUGCUCAAUAGCCCCCCCGCCCAUACCUCACAGCCAGCCUGCUUUUACGCCCGAGUUUCGAGUCCCUCUCAGCGCAGGCUUCACCUUGACAAUACACACUUUUAAUGCCUAGAUGCCUCUUUCUGUCCAAGGAACUUUUCAGCGGUGCGUCAGGCCCCGUGCAGCAGGCAUACACGAGUCCGUCAGAGCCCCCCCAGUGUCGUGGGGCUCCCGGGCAACCGGGGGGAACGGCCUGAUGCAAGGCUGAGAGAGACUGGAUGUGGGAUUGUGAGCGGCGCUCUGUGAUCCAAAGCAAACAGAGUUACUGAGUGACUGAAUACUGACCUGGUCAGAAGCCAUCCUCUUUCCUUUUUUUCGCUGUAACGGCACCCUGUUACUGUACUGGGCACCCUUCCACUCUUCACGUGCACAGCUAUAGAGAUGAAUUGAUUUUUUUAGAGCAGUAUACUUGAAUGAUAUAAUGCAUUUUAUGUCAAUACUUGACCUUCCUGCAGUGCGUAUGGGUGAGCGAGUGUGUUUUGCGUGUAUGUGCGCGCGCACGCGUGUGGUGGGUGUGCGUAGCGCCUCAAUAGCUAAUCCAAAAGAGUGCUACUAGUUUCCUAAGGUAGUUUCGUAACAGACACUGCACUAAUUUUUAGCUAUAGUAGGUGAGUCUUUUAGGCAAUGUUUAUCAUAAUUAAUUUUUUUGUAAAUGUUUUUUUUUUUUUUUCCUCCCCCUCAGCUUUUCCGAUUUUCCACUUACAUUUCCUGGCCGCGAAGGCGUCCGAUCAUUUUGUUGCACCUUCUUCUCCGCCAUGUGUUAGCUGAAGCAGAACGGACUUUCUCUGCUAGCCGAAGUUCUGCCUUUCUGCUGCUUCUGUUCAUUCCUGUGUGGGAGAAAAGAGAGGAGAGACAGAAGAAAGAGUAUAGGAAUGGCUCUCUUUCUCUCUCACGCACACAGCCCUUAAACUCAUUAGUGCCCACAACUUCUUGCGCGGCUCAUCAGCCGGUGCAUCUGCGUUGACGCCGGUUUUGUUGUUGUUUUUUUGUUUUUUUUUAUUCAUUUGACGGUCACAAUCAGCUUGACCCAGUCGCGGAGAUGCUCAGCAUCGUGUUGGCUCUUGUGAAAUGAGAGAUGCCUGAAACCUUUCAUUUCCAGAGAGCCCAGCUCUCAGUCUAAAUGAAGGAAGGCUCCAAGCCAGGCUGAAAAACCGCCAAACCGACGUCUGCGAUGUCAACCGUUGAUG